Messenger RNA from Giardia duodenalis, 2571 nucleotides. RefSeq lists its product as uncharacterized. The transcript has a single exon. Bases 1 to 2571 code for a protein of 856 amino acids. The record is from RefSeq and is a predicted model, not a curated record. Lineage: Eukaryota; Fornicata; Diplomonadida; Hexamitidae.
AUGUUUCCAGGGGCGCUCAGUUCUUUGUCGGUAGACUUCGAAACUGCAGAAACAGAAUUCGAGACCAAACUGGAGCAAUUUGUGAUGGGACUCAAUAGAGAUACAGCGGACCUUCAGCAAGCAUCAUUCCUUGUAAGGGCGUCAGGCUACGAACAUAAGUUGCCAGUGGUGUUUUCGCGAAAAGUAUAUGCACUAGCAUUACAAUUGAAAGAGAAGAAUCUUGGCAACGCUAGGGAAAUUAUUCUCCAGUUUCUCAAGAAUGUGGUUAUCUCCUCCACUUAUAUUCCGCGCCUGGAGCAUGCUGCGCUUGGUUACCUGGAAAGGUGCAUCAGCUCCUUCGGAAUUUAUGUUUACUCCGCUAAAGAAGCUAUCGUGCAGCUACUCGUCGAUGUGCUUUUGGGUGUCUAUAAUCUACCAGGAAAGGCUCCACACGACUUACUGAUUCAUAAGAUACCCCACAAAGUAGCAUGGGGAAUCGUCGGGGCUAUCUCCAUGGUGUCAUUCGAGACCGACGAUGACAUGUCUGCACUUGCCACCGGCAUCCGAUUGUCGCUGCAGGCGUACAAGAAGGAUACCCCACUGACUAAGACCCGGCUCAACCAGCUGGUUAUGUUAUUCCGCGUUUCACUUGAGGUUGAGAACUUGUUUAAAAUACAAUCUUCUCUCUAUUGUUCUCCCACGAUAUUUUCACAGGUGUAUGGAGAUAUUUUCUUUUCUGCUCAGAAGGACCCACUGGUACGCUUGGUGCAGGAUGACGUCACAGCAAUCCAGGGAUACGUAGAGCUCUUAGUGAUUCCAUCUACCAACAUCGCCCAUCUUGUGCAUCUGUGUCGCGAGAUCUCUUUGGCCUCAGUAUCUGAUGAGGACCUUCCUAGCCUAGUGCGUGAUCGAGACACUAACCAGGAGCUGGGAUGCACAACGAUUGCUACUCUAUGCGCAUUUUACAAGCAGGUCAUUUUCUCCGGGCAUCAGGUGGGCAAGGAGAUUCUAGAAAACAUCCGGAUUGCUGCCAAUAAGCAGCUAGCAAAGGGCCCUCUGUACGAGUUUCUUUCUCCGGUGGCUGACAUUCGUUCCAUCUUGCCUUUUCUCUUCUUGAAUCAUCCACCUACCUUUUUGAUUGACAUGAUAGAACUUUCGCUUUCGUUGACAUAUAGGAAUAUACUACGUGUUCUACGUGACCCACUGUCUGACCAAAACGAAGUUGAUGACGCAGAAACUUCUGCAGGACAGCUGAUCGGUUUUCUAGUGCAGGCAAUCAUUCAGCUUGGAGGAUCCUUUGUUAUCGAGUGUGCUGAAGCCAAGCAGUUGGCAGAACGUUGUCUCGAGAGGGUAGGCAGGGUUCUAGCUAUUAUCUUUGAUCAGUGGCAGAGACACAAGGAGUCUGAGGCCCCAGUGAAGACGCACGCGUUGCAAACACUGCACAGACAGGCAGAUAUGAUUGCUUUUAUGUUAGGAACUGAGAUUGAUCUCUUGGAAGCCCUAAAGCUUCUCUGCAAGGGCAAUAUGUUGGCGACUGAUAAGCUUCUGCAGUGUAUUCAAGAGCUGAGGCUUUGCUAUCGAGCCAUGAUAGAUGACAACAGCACAAGUGAUACACCUCUUUCCCUUGUCUGUCCAUACGUAACACUGGUUAGACAUAGGAGUGAGUCGAGUACGGGGGCUUUCCCCAUGAUCCGCUACGAGCUGCUCACAUCAAAUGUAAUGCUCUGCAUCAGCACACUCUAUACCGCACGCCUGGAGGAAGUUUUCAGAGGAAGAAACAUACUUAUCGAUACAGGCUCCAGGGUGAUAUUCGAGUACGCUCUGAACUCCUUCAGCGUCAACAUCAGCACAUAUACCAUUGUGAUGCUUCUUCUCCUGUUCCUUCAGUCGGCUGACUUUGCGCCUCCCUUGCGGUUUAACAAGUUCGUGAGCAAGUUCUUUACAUCAUUUGCCAUGGAAAGUACCCUUAGCUCGCGCGUACUUAUUACCAGAUUGAUUUUGGGAUUGGUAUUUGAUGUGCCGUUUAUUUGCUUAAGCAAGACCGGCCAUUCUGUCUCAGCUAAGCAAGUGGACUACACAGACGGCUUCAUCACCUCCUUCACAGACAUAUCUGGGAUCUUGAAUUGUAGCACAAUAUCAGAGAUUGGUAUAAGAGGAGAUUCUAUCGAUCGUUUAGCAACCCUAUUCGUUUAUGCCAAUCCUUACGUUACAGAUGUGCUUACGGUUCUUAUUGAGCAAGGCUUUGAUCUCUAUGACCCUGAGAGGCACCUGAUCAAUAUGCAUUUCCCUGAAUAUAUCUUUCAGUCUGACCCUCGCUCACCGCCAGGCGUCCCGUCACAGUGCAACAGUGAUUCCUUUGCUGAUGUCCACACUCCUCAAAGUCGAAAGUACAUCGCUCAACACCAUCUUUCUCUAAAGGCGGCAAUAGCUCAAUGUGUCAAAAGAUCCAAGAGUUCACUUUUAAAAAUACACAGCGAAAUAAGUAGGAAGUGGUCAAUAGAAUUGGAUACUCUAAAGAUUAUUCUUGGGGAGCUAGUGGACACUGGGGUCCUUGAGAUUGAUGAGCAAGGUUUGUAUACAUUUGAGAUAUAA